CCUAUUCGUGUUCUUAUCAUGCGUCCGUCGUGUCGCCUGUAGCUAAGACGUGGCGUCCUGGUACAUUUGCUGCGUAUCCUAUCUUCGCUCGUGCUGGCAAAUAAUACGAUUCGAACUUGAAGGCAUUUCUCACCUCGCUGCACGUGCGACUUGAUGUACAGGAUAUCGAGAGGUAGAGCUAGACAAUGCCAAGCGUUCUUGUUGAGGGCUAGUAGCGCUAACCUAUACUCUCUACCGAAUCACCGUAAACUGAAUAUCCACGACGUCCUAUCUAAGAGACUUCUGCGCAUUAAGCUCACCGACUUGAUUUUUUCAGAUAGUCACACGGGGUAAAAUUCGCCCAAGUCAAAGCAAACAUACCAAGCCUCCUGAUUGGAAAAUAUGCCUGGCUAUUGGGGCUCUAGGACAAGCAUGGCAACAGAGCGGGUAGGUGUUAUAAUCCUGGAGAUGCAGCUCCCUGGCCGGGAAAUGAAACUAGCCGCUUGGCUUUUCAGCCCAUCGAAAAAGACAAGGCUUUUACGGCGAGAAUUAUGUGCCGCUUCGGGUUCUGAGUGUAAUGAGAUCGAGACGAGGUAAGAAAAUAAAAGGUACGCGGUAGUCCAGGCACCGUCGUCGUGGGUUUGCCUUUUUUAAAGCGUCUCUUCAACCUUACACGGCCAAAACUCCAAUUGCUCAGCUGUCAAGUCUAUACAAAUCCCACCCAAAACAUCAAAGUAUACGAUGCACGCCCUCGCUCUUGCUCUGUUCGUUGCGCCGGCCGUCAUGGCCGCGACGCCACGAGCGCGUUCUGGCCUGCCGAAGAGCUUCGCUCAAUCCAAGCUCCUCAAUGUCUUUGCAACUUGCGAUGUAGGCCGUGUCCAGUGCGAGAAUGGAUGCAUGCCUAUCGAUGGUGUAUGUUGCAACGACAACAGCGACGAGUACUGCCGCAAUGGCUACUACUGUAUUCCCAAUGCAUGCUGUCCUGAAGGAGAAAUGUGCAGCGGAUCCAGCGACGACGAAGCCUCAUGUGACAUCGGUGAGACCGAGUGCGGCGACCUAUGUAUGCCCUUAACUGGAACAUGCUGCGCCGACGGACUCCAUUAUUGCCCCGAGUUCGGCACAUGUACCAAUGAUGGAUAUUGCUGUGAGGCUGGCGAUGAUUGCGACGACAAUAGCAGCAGCUUCCCGAGCUUUACCAGUAGCUUCCUGGGCUCUAGUAGCAGUUCUGCAACGGAUGAUGACUUUACUUCCACCACUAGCCGCACGACAACAGCGACAGCAACCUUUACCAUCCAUCACGAAAGCUCAUCCAGCACGAGCAGCAAAACCAGUAGCGACACCAGUAGUGAGGAGACCUCGAGCAGCUCAGCUACCACUGUAGACUCGACUACUCAAGCGCCCGUCACCCCUGCUCCUACCGCCGUAGUCACUACAACCGUAUCGCAUCAGGCGGGCGGCAUCUUCACAGCCGACGGAAAAAUCGCUGCCGGUCUUGCCGUCGUUGCCGCGUUGUUAGUUUAAAAACCCCUACCCGUGGUGGCUCUUCCGAACUUAGCGGCGGUACCUUAUAAUUGGGAAAGAGACUUCGAUUCUUGUCACAUACUUAGAUGGCAAGAUGUAUAAAACGAUAGAGGGUGUAAUCUAGAUAAUAUUCCUACGAGGAAUGAGACG
Daldinia decipiens is the source of this 1650-nucleotide messenger RNA. RefSeq lists its product as uncharacterized. Bases 721 to 1500 code for a protein of 259 amino acids. Lineage: Eukaryota; Fungi; Ascomycota; Sordariomycetes; Xylariales; Hypoxylaceae. The record is from RefSeq and is a predicted model, not a curated record. The transcript has a single exon.